CUGAUGCUGGCCCUAAAAGAAAUCCGGGCUCGGAGGAGUGAUGUGACAGGUGCCUGCGCGCAGCGUCUCCUGAUGUAAACAGCGGCCUCCAGGUCAGGCGCUGCUCCUGCCCUCUUUUCGCUCCGGUCUUCUUCCCUCCCUCCUCCAGACUCCGCCUUCCCCGCCGCCGUCCGCGCAGGCGCAGUGCAGGGACCGUCGGAGAGCCCAGCGAGCCGGAGCAAGGGAGCGCCGGGGCCAAGAAGGAGCCGGGCUGGGGCUGGGGAGCCCGCAGGCCCCCGUCCAGGUAUCGGCCAUGGGUAAAUCCUUUUCUCACUUACCUUUGCAUUCCUGUAAAGACGAUGGUUAUGAUGGAAUGCCAUCUUCUGAUCACAUGAAGAACGGCUUAAUUCACUCCGAAAGCCAUAAUGAAGAUGGGCGAAAUGGAGAUGUCUCUCAGUUUCCCUAUGUGGAAUUCACAGGAAGAGACAGCGUCACCUGCCCGACUUGUCAGGGGACAGGCAGGAUUCCCCGGGGCCAGGAAAAUCAGCUUGUGGCAUUGAUUCCCUAUAGUGAUCAGAGACUAAGGCCAAGAAGAACAAAGCUCUACGUGAUGGCAUCUGUCUUUAUGUGUCUGCUCCUUUCUGGCCUGGCCGUUUUCUUUCUGUUUCCUCGAUCCAUUGAUGUGAAGUAUGUUGGGGUGAAGUCAGCGUAUGUCAGUCAUGAUGACACGAAGCGUGUGAUCUACUUAAAUAUUACGAACACACUGAAUAUAACAAACAACAACUAUUAUUCUGUGGAAGUUGCAAACAUCACAGCACAAGUCCAGUUUUCAAAAACUGUUAUUGGAAAGGCGCGAUUAAAUAAUAUCACCAGUAUUGGGCCACUGGAUAUGAAACAGAUUGAUUACACAGUCCCUACGACGAUAGUAGAUGAAUUGAGUUAUAUGUAUGAUUUCUGCAGGCUGCAGUCCAUCAAGGUCCACAACAUCGUGGUCAUGAUGCAGGUGACAGUGACAACCUCUUACUUGGGGCACUCGGAGCAAGUCUCCCAAGAACGGUACCAGUAUGUCGACUGUGGCAGAAACACGACCUAUCACCUGGGCCAGUCAGAGUAUCUGAACGUGCUGCAGCCGCCCCAGUAGGUGCUGCCAGGAUGCGGCUGAGAGAGCUGUGCCGGCCGCACAGCCCCGCCGGCGCGCCCGCCGGCGC
Dromiciops gliroides (monito del monte) is the source of this 1187-nucleotide messenger RNA. It is a transcript of the gene TMEM106B, whose product is annotated as transmembrane protein 106B. The record is from RefSeq and is a predicted model, not a curated record. NCBI's taxonomy places the organism in Eukaryota, Metazoa, Chordata, Mammalia, Microbiotheria, Microbiotheriidae. Gene Ontology annotation, cellular component: lysosomal membrane. The transcript has 8 exons. Gene Ontology annotation, biological process: lysosome localization; lysosomal transport; lysosome organization. Bases 293 to 1120 code for a protein of 275 amino acids.